CGCAGGUUUGAUCAAUAGGGUUGCGAGGGCCACAAACACGCUCGUUGUCUAGCCUUGUGUGUUGUUCACCCCCCUGAUGCUGAAAUGCCGUCAUUCCGAGGCAAGCAGUGCGAGGUCACACAAGCAAAUUAUCAAACAGAGGCCGUCGUGAUGACUUCUGGGCCUCUGUUCCUACGACUUGGGGUGCCCAACGGGAUGGAAGAGCUGCUUGAGGGCCUUGCCAGAGAAGUGUUGCGCCACCAGCCCAAGAACAUCUACAAGUUCGCUGCCAUCCACUUCGAGGGCCUGCUGCUCCAGAGGGAAGCAGCUCAAACUGCUGCUUUGUCGGGCGUGACGACGGCAAAAGCUGAGGAAGUCGCUGUGCAAGAAAAGCCCACCACCGUCCAUGCCGAAGCCCAAGAAGACCCUCCUGUCCGACCGCCACGUUCACCAACGACCGACUCUGGCAAGGCAAGCGCCACCAGCUCACCAGCGAAUUCUCUAAAUCAAGCUCAGGUUGUGAAGGCGAGGCUUACUACCGCCGGAGAAAAGCUGCCGAGCCCGAUUUUGCAGCAAGCCAUUACUAAAGCCUUCUCAGACGAAGAAUCUUCAAAAACACCCGUCACUAGCGGUUCUCCGAUCCAGUCGGGUGCUACCUCUUCAGAGGAUAAAAUUUUGGGAAGCGACGUUAUCGAAUCGCCUGUCAGCACAGAAAGCAAGUCCGAGAAGCGAAGCUUUGGCUUUACCAAUGUUAAGAGUUUCGGCUCUCCGGUGAAGGACCUGCUCUCUGAAGGUUCAAAGUCGAUCAGCUCAGGUCUCAGCUCGGCUGUGUCCAAGGCUGAGGAAUUCGAGAGCAAUGCCACAAGGUCCGCCGAGUCCGCAAAAUCAGGCGCUGAGAGCAGAAUCAGCUCCGCAAAAAGCGAAGUCACCAGCAAAGUGAGUGAAGUUGAAAGUUCGGUUGCGGAGGCUAAAUCGCAAGUCGAGAGUUUUGCCACCGAAGCGAAAGAGAAUGCGGGAAAAAUUAUUUCUGAUGCCGAGGCAAAAGCAGAGGAAAUUAAAUCCGACGUUGAAAGUCAAGCCGCAGAAGCCGAGGAGAGGGCUCUGUCAGAGUUGGAUAGAACAAUUUCAGCUGCAGAGAGCAAAAUUAUUGAAAUCAAAGAAGAUGCAGAGAGCGCAGCGGAAAAUGUUAAAUCUGACGCCGAAAACAUUGCUACUGAGACUUUAUCAGCCGCUGAGGCUAAAAUUUCGGAAAUUAAAGAAGAGGCGGAGAGCAAUGUGAAAGCGGCAAAGGAUGAAGUAGACAAGGCGACUACUGCAGCUCAAAGCCAACUGGAAGAAAUUCAGUCUGAGAUUUCGAGCAAAGUUGACGAGGUGAAGAACAAAGCAGAAGAAGUAAAAACCGAAACUGAGAGCAAAGUUGAAUCAUUGAAAACCGAUGUUGAAGCUAAAAUCGAAGAAGUGAAGGUCGAAACAGCUAACGCCGCUGCCGCAGUAGAGAGCAAAGUUGAGUUGAUGAAGAGUGAAGCUGAAAACAAAAUUACUGAAACUCAGAGCCAAGUAGAAGAAAUCCGGUCUGAAGUUUCCAGCAAGAUUGUUGAGGCAGAAAAUAAAAUUGAGGAGGUAAAAAGUGAAACACAAAAUCUCUUCGCCGAGGCUGAGGCAAAAUUCGAGGAAUCACUUGCUGUAGCAGAAAAUAAAAUUACUGAAGUGACUUCUGAAGCCGAGGAAAAAAUUGUGGAAGUAAAAUCCGAGAUUGAAGCUGUUAUUGAGGGAGUGAAAUCUGAAGCUGAAAAUCAGAUCGAUGAAACUACUGCAGCGACCGAAAAGAAAAUCACCGAGGCAGAGAAUAUCAAGAGUGCAAUUGAAGACAAAGCUGCAGAAAUUGAGUCGGAAGCCACUGAAAAGCUUAAAGAUAUUAAAUCAGAUGUUCAGGGUCAAGUUGAAGAAGUGCAGACUGCAGUCGAAAAUAGAAUCACCGAAAUUAAUACUGAAAUAGAGUCGGCCGCCACACAAGCUGAGAAUAAAUUAAACGAACAAUUUGAAGGAGUAAAAGGCGGUUUGAAUGAGAAAGUGAGUGUCAUCGAAAAUGAAUUCACCUCGGUCAUCUCAAGCGCCCACGAUUUCUCUCAGGAGGCCGAGAAUGAUUUGCAAAAUCAAGUCGGAAAUAUCGAAAAAGCAUUUUCUGAUGUUCAAACCACAGCUGUCGAAAAUGUUUCCAGUGCCAAAGUCAAGUUUGAAACGUCUGUAAUUGAAAUCAAAGACGAGAUAAGCUCGGAAAUCGAUAGCAAACGGGAGGCGGCUAUUGAUCUGCUCUCAGAAACUGAAGAUCUUAUUGAACAAGAAGAAGCGAAAAUUUCCAGCGCUGUAGGAACAGAAAUUGAGAAUAAAGUUACUGAGGUGGCCGGAAUUGCAGUCACUGAAGGCGCUUUACUAGUUGAAGAGCGAGUAGCCGUAGCCGAGGCCGCUAGAGAAGAAAAGGAACAGAAGAUCGCGGACGAGCUCGAAAUAGUGCAAAAGAGCGCCUUGGAAGUGAUUGAAAACGUCAUCGCAGAAGCAGAAAGCAAACUCGAAUCGACUGCUGCUGAUUCCCUUAACUUAUUUGAAGCUGCCGCUUCUGAGGCUGAAAACUUGCAAUCUGGAACUGAAGCAAAUGUAGAGGAAGCUUUUAAUAGGGCGCAGGCCGCGGAAGAGCAAGUACAGGAAACGCUAGAAAAUGCAGUACUCGUAACUGAGGAAAUUCAAACGGCUGUUCCUGAUGCGUCAGCCUCAGUGGUGGAAAUCGUCACUGAGUCCGAGGGAGCAGGAAAUGAUCUUUUGGAGGAAUCAGAAAAUGCUCUGUCCAGUCUGCACAGCACAGCGGAGUCGGAAAAAGAAGAAAUUAUUGGUGCUGUUGACGAAAUUAUAAUUGAAGCACAACACGCUGCAGAGGAAAUUUUAGAAAGAGCCUCAUCAGCGUUGUCUGAGGGCGUCGCAGAGGUAAAAGCCUCAACCGACGACCAGGUCGCAGAAGAACUUACAAGCACUCUUGUCAAAGAGGCCGAGCAAGUUAUUUCAAAAGUAGAUAAAUUCGUAGACCAACCGAAGGCAGCAAUCCCCGACGCUGUCGUGGAAAUUGUCGCAGCCAUUCAAAGCCCAGAGCAGCCAUCAACGUGUGAUGAAAUCAGCACUGCGUGCCUCCUCGAUGAGGAGCUAAGUGCGAGCAAGGAAGGCGUCGAGAUCUCUCCAUGCGAACUGGCCAGUUUGCCCGAAGAGAUCGCGCAGCUGGAGCCUAUCGUGGUCAGCCCUGUGUCCAUCGAAAACGAGGCAAUCGACGCCGAACACGACCCUCUUGAGCCAGAAGUAGAAUCGCCAAAGCCCACAAGCCUACGAAUUCCGGUAGCUACUACCAUCGAUGUCACUCCAGCCACGCCAAUUCCGUCCCCUUCAAAGGAGGAGCAAAACAUUUUCGAUAACGUAAAAUUCGACGCCGAGAGCUUGAUUGAAAACACACAAAAUGCAUUAAAUAAUAACGACGAAGAUGGCGUGAAAAUGGAGGUCAUUGAAGAUGACGUGGUCGUCAUCACCGCCGACGAUGGUGGAGAGAAGACCAUCCUGAUUGAAAGUGCUGUAGCUUUGGUCAGACAAGAGGAGGAGGAGGAGGAAGCCUCAGACAGCCAAAGCAGCGCCCCUAUUGGAAACGAAGGUCUCGGUGCUGUUAGCAGCGUGGUUAUUCGUUAUUCAAUUUCUGAAGGCGUGAACGGUGCUCAGGGUGAGGAGGAGGAUAGCGCCGAAACCGAGGGGAAGAAAGCCGAAGAGAGUUUGGUGCAGAAGGACAAAGAAAUCGCCGACACCCUGAUUUCGGCUGUGCGCAAUUCCGACGAGAGCUCUCCCACCGAGGAAGCCAGCGAAGGGCAGGCGACGGUGUCUGAGGCCGCCGACGUGAUUUCCGAGCAGACCGCGAGCAGCAAGGACGCCCCUUCCCUCGAGUUGGAUGACUUGAAGAAGAGUGCUGUCGUUAUCGAACCCAUCGACCUUUCGACGUUAAAAGAGUCGCCCGAGACAAUCCAAACGACCGCAGGACUUCAAAAGAUUCAAGAGGAGAGCAGCGUGGAAAUUUCCAACGUGGAGAUUAGCAGUGUGCCGGAGGCGAAAGGCCAAGAAGACCUGGAGAACGCCGCAACCAAAAUCCAGGCCUCCUUCCGGGGCUAUAAGACGAGGAAAGCUCUGAAUGACAAAACAGACGAGGGAGGCGCGGAAAAGGAUGUUAUGCCAUUGAUUGAAGAAAAUAAUAUUUUAACAAACGAAAUCCUAAAUGAGCACGAAUCUGAAUCGCACGUAGAAAGCAAACCCUCCGAGCCCGCAACGCCCAGUGGCGACGAGGUGGGCAGCCCCUGCUCCGACGGCACCUUGAGCGACGUGCGGCCGCACUUUUCCGACGCCACCCCCACCCCGGAUGGACCCGCAGAGCAGAGCACGCCAGCCUCGGCCGUGGAGGAGCUCUUUUUCACGUCCACGCACACGGCCGCCACCCCCGUGGCCUUCCUGCCUCAGGACAACGCGUCCAGGUGCCGCAAACUAAGCUUCUCUUCGGGUGAGUGCGGCGACGUGAGUGCCAGUCUGACCGAUCCCCUUGCGGCCGCCCCCUGUGAGGAGCAGGACGACGCCACCCUGAGCGAGGAGGCAGCGGCAGCCACCAAGAUUCAGGCGCACUUCCGCGGCCACCGUGCACGCCAGAGUUUGCCGCGGCGGCGAGAGGACGCCAUAGUAGCGGGCGGUGCGAGCGGCGGCGCUGACGCACCUGCGGCCGAUUUGCGUCACUCGGGCGAGUUCCACGACAGUUUGGUGUUGCCACCGGCGCUCCACACCGGCCUGCUGCUCGAAGCUGCUGGCCGUUCGCCAAGUCCGUCAGAGCGAGCAGAAGCGGCCGACCAGCAAGAUGACAGCCAGCAGCCUUUAGUCGACCCCGAGGGGAUGCCCAAUAACUGCUCCGAGAUGGACUUUCUCGACAAGGCAGCCACCCGCAUCCAAGCCACCUUCCGCGGCUUCAGGGCCAGGAGUGACCUGAAGAAGAAGAGCGACCCUCCACCAUCGCCGGCCUCCAAGCAGGAUCACGACGCCGCCGCCAGGAUCCAGGCCGGCUUCCGCGGCUACAAGGUGCGCAAGGAGAUGAAAGAGCGGCAGCAGCAGCAGACACCAUCGCCCGUCGCCGCAGCCACGCAGGAGGAGGAGCAGAGCGCCGUCAAGAUCCAGGCCGGCGUGCGCGGCUACCUCACCAGGCAACGAAUGAAGAAGGACAAGGAGCCGGCCCCGCAGCCGCCCCAGUGCGAGCCGAGCCCUGACGAGAUCAACGAUGCCGUGCUCAAAAUUCAGUCUGGAUUCCGCGGCUACAAGGCGAGGCAGGAGGUGAAAGGCAUGAGAAACGCGAACAAGUAAUGCAAAUUGUGUGCAAAGGAGCGACAGGAAUGAGUGUGCUCGGUCGGGGGUGAGUGAGAAAAAUGAACCCGUGUUGAAUCGUCAUUUUAAUGGUCUCGCGGCCACGUCUUUUCUUUGCCGCCAGUGUGCGGACUUAUUGUUGCUGCCCCAUUUCUCUAUUUCGAGACGAGAACCGCCUUAAUAUCAGUUUUUUCUCGUUGUUUUAACGCGCAAUAACUCGCCUUUCUCCUGUUAUUUUACGUAUUUAGCUCGAUAUUACUCAUUUACCACGCGCACAUAUACUUUUUGUGUCUCUUAUCUCUUUCUAUCGAUAUAGAUUUAAUAAUAUUGUUAUUAUUUACGCUAUAUAAAUGUGAAUAUUACAUACGUGUACAUAUGUAUUGGAAAGCAAAUGAGGUCACCAAUAAAUAGCAUAAGUCUCAAGAAA
Cloeon dipterum is the source of this 5818-nucleotide messenger RNA. Its product is annotated as titin homolog. The transcript is spliced from 4 exons. The record is from RefSeq and is a predicted model, not a curated record. Gene Ontology annotation, cellular component: spindle pole. Gene Ontology annotation, molecular function: calmodulin binding. The coding region runs from base 85 to 5391 and encodes 1768 amino acids. NCBI's taxonomy places the organism in Eukaryota, Metazoa, Arthropoda, Insecta, Ephemeroptera, Baetidae. Gene Ontology annotation, biological process: mitotic cell cycle; spindle organization; establishment of meiotic spindle localization.